CUUCCGACAUCAUUUGCAGAGCAACUGGAGCCAUUGCUUCCUGUUGAGAGACCUUCUGGCAGCACCAGACCGGACGAAUCGAUCCGAAGCAUUCCAAACAGGCCCGAACCGUCCCACUAAUCCACUGCCUUUAUACGACAGUUCCAGAGCACCUGCACCUUCACCUGCACCUGCCGAGCGGCACUCUUUUCGACCCUUCACCCUUCGCGUUUGACCUUUCCCAGUCCUUACCAUCGCAACCCGCCAGCAUCUUUGCGCAUAGACACCAUGGCCGAGCAACCGCGGAGAGACGUGCACAACCAUGUGCUUUUCGAGGUGGCCACCGAGGUGGCUAAUCGCGUCGGUGGAAUUUACAGUGUGCUAAAGUCCAAGGCGCAAGUCACCACUGCAGAGUAUGGCUCGAGCUACACCCUGCUUGGUCCGCUCAACCGCGCGUCGGCAGCUGUCGAGGUGGAAGAGAUCGAACCCAGAGAUCCGGCGAUGAUAGCCACGCUCAAGAGCAUGAAUGAGAGAGGUAUCAAGACCAUGUACGGGCGAUGGCUCAUCGACGGCGCACCGCGAGUGCUCUUGUUCGACACGGGGACUGGCUACUACAAGCUGGACGAGUGGAAAGGCGAUCUGUGGUCAACAGCUGGCAUCCCCAGCCCUCCCGAUGACCACGAGACCAACGAGGCUAUCGUGUUUGGCUACUUGAUUGCCUGGUUCCUGGGCGAGUACGUCUUCCACGAGAAGGAGCGCGCCGUCAUUGCACAAUUCCACGAAUGGCUCGCAGGUGUUGCACUUCCUUUGUGCAAAAAGCGGAAGAUCGACGUGACGACCAUCUUCACCACACAUGCUACACUUCUCGGGCGAUACUUGUGUGCCGGAUCUGUCGACUUCUACAACAAUCUACAGUACUUCGACGUUGAUGCCGAGGCCGGAAAGCGUGGCAUUUAUCACCGGUACUGCAUAGAACGCGGCGCCGCUCACGCUGCAGAUGUCUUCACCACUGUCAGCCAUAUCACGGCUUACGAGAGCGAGCAUCUGUUGAAGCGCAAGCCAGAUGGCGUUCUGCCCAACGGACUGAACGUCAAAAAGUUCUCCGCUACCCACGAGUUCCAGAACUUGCACCAGACCAACAAGGACCGCAUUACCGAUUUCGUGCGCGGCCACUUCUACGGACACAACGACUUCGAUCCCGAAAAGACCCUCUACUUCUUCACAGCAGGUCGCUAUGAAUACAGAAAUAAGGGUGUUGAUAUGUUCAUUGAGUCUCUUGCUCGUCUCAACCAUCGCAUGAAGGCUGCGGGCUCGGACAUGACUGUGGUAGCAUUCAUGAUCUUCCCAGCGCAAACCCAGUCUCUCGCAGUGGAGGCUCUGAAAGGCCAAGCGGUGGUGAAGUCACUGAAGGACACUCUUGGGCACAUUGAGAAGGAGAUUGGCAAGAAGCUGUUUGAAAAGUCAAUUACGUGGCAGGAAGGCCAAGAUCCACCGGAUGAGAAGGACCUGCUCAGUGCACAGGACAAGAUCAUGCUGCGAAGGAGACUGUUCGCCAUGAAGCGCCACACACUCCCUCCAAUCGUCACACACAACUUGGUCAACGAUGCCGAGGAUCCCAUUCUCAACCAAAUGCGACGCUGCCAGCUAUUCAACCACCCUUCAGACCGCGUCAAGGUCGUCUUCCACCCAGAAUUCUUGAGCUCUGCGAAUCCAGUACUACCAAUGGACUACGAUGAUUUCGUACGAGGCACGCACAUGGGUAUCUUCAGCUCAUACUACGAACCCUGGGGUUAUACGCCAGCUGAAUGCACUGUCAUGGGAGUGCCAUCGAUCACCACGAACUUAUCCGGCUUCGGUUGCUACAUGGAGGAGCUCAUUGAGAACGCUUCAGACUACGGCAUAUACAUUGUGGACCGAAGGCUGAAGGGCAUCGACGACAGUGUGAAUCAGCUCACCGAGUACAUGUACGAGUUCACGAGAAAGAGUCGGCGACAACGUAUCAACCAGAGGAAUCGAACCGAGCGACUUAGUGAUUUGCUUGACUGGAAGAGAAUGGGCAUGGAAUACGUCAAGGCGCGACAACUUGCACUCAGGCGAGCAUAUCCUGACAGCUUCGGCGAGGAUGAUGACGAAGUGGGUUUCUUCGAUGGAACGGAGAGCAUCAAGAUUACCCGACCACUUUCUGCACCAGGCAGUCCGAGAGACCGCAGCGGCAUGAUGACACCCGGAGAUUUUGCCUCGAUCCAGGAAGGUCGUGAAGGUCUCAGCACGGAGGAUUACAUUGCGUGGAAGCUGCCAGAAGAGGAGGAUACCGAAGAUUACCCGUUCCCACUCACGCUGAAGCAGAAGAGCAAAGCUGCAGCACUCGCAGCUGCAAACGAUGAAAGUGGUCAUGGUAUGCCAACGAUUAAUGGCAAUGGCAAUGGCGCUUGAUCGCCAGUAGCGAGUCUUAGGAACUGAACAUAAAAAGUUAGCUGAAGCCUCGUUCACGAACUGAGAGUUGAGCACGCAUUAGCACGAGACGUACGCAUGCUUCUCUGCAUACCAACAUCUUGAGAUUGGUUCUGGUUUGCAGAGACGAGAAUGGAUAUAUGCUCUUGGGAAGAGCGUCGCAUGUUGUAGCAUUCGGUAGCAUUUGUAUCAUAUUUAAGCGC
Messenger RNA from Sphaerulina musiva SO2202, 2633 nucleotides. Its product is annotated as glycosyltransferase family 3 protein. Gene Ontology annotation, cellular component: cytoplasm. The coding region runs from base 268 to 2412 and encodes 714 amino acids. The record is from RefSeq and is a predicted model, not a curated record. The transcript is spliced from 4 exons. Gene Ontology annotation, biological process: glycogen biosynthetic process. Gene Ontology annotation, molecular function: alpha-1,4-glucan glucosyltransferase (UDP-glucose donor) activity. Lineage: Eukaryota; Fungi; Ascomycota; Dothideomycetes; Mycosphaerellales; Mycosphaerellaceae.